This is a messenger RNA of Epinephelus lanceolatus (giant grouper), 1027 nucleotides long. NCBI's taxonomy places the organism in Eukaryota, Metazoa, Chordata, Actinopteri, Perciformes, Serranidae. The record is from RefSeq and is a predicted model, not a curated record.
CCUGCCUGUCCACCACACGCCCACCUCAUCAAGGCAACUCAGUUCACCUGUUCCUAAUUACACACAGUCAGUGACAUUAUAUAUACCCCAGCCUCACAGACACUCAUCGCCAGUUUGUUCUUUGCCACUGAAGACACUCAAGCACUUUAUUCCAGACUGAUUUCCCAUUGCUGACCCUGUCUGCUUUGUCUGAUUCCUGGUAAAUGCCUCAGCCUUCUGUCCCUGACCACAAGACCUGCCUCCAUGUCUUUGUUUCCUGUUUGCCUGUGGCUGCUUGGAGUUUCCAUCCAGUGACACCACAGUCUGAGUGUUCCAGUCAGCUUACUUGCGGUUUCUUGUGGUCCAGAGAUUUUCACCGUGUCACCACACUUGCCAUUGCUAUGGUUGUCUUAGCCGUGGCUGUGUCUGUGGCGCCGUCAUCAUGUGCACUUGGCUGCAUGGGGAGCACAGAUUCUACUGAGAUGAAGGUGUGGAGCGUGGGAGAUACUACUGUAGCUGCUGUGUUCAAGGAGAUGGAGAGUCUAAGGUGUGAACAAACAACACUUCAGCAGCAGCAGCAGCAGAACGCUCUGACUCAGAUGCACAUCAGAAGCUCAGAAGAAGCUUUGGUGUGAGGUUAAGGGCCAUGAUGAUGCUGUGGGUCUAUUCUCAGAUAUCAACACACUUGUAUGUGGGCGGUGCAGAAGAAACAAGUCCUGUGUGAGCCCAGAUAAGAUCAACUGGAGGUGUAAAGGAAUGAAAAGCUCUUCUCAGAUUCUUGCUUCUUCUUAUUAUGAGAUCAUGACUUCAAAUGUCUCUUUUUGCCAGGAGAUCCAGAAGAUCUACACAAACAUACUGAAUGCAUUUUCUUUGGAUCCUAUGGAGAUUAUAGUGGGAGAAAAAUAAAAGACUCUCCAUCAAAAAGGCAGAUUAACAUAUAAUAAAGCGACCUUGUUUUUUAAAGUCAAAUCACAAGCCUCCUUUAACCUGAAUCAUUUUAAUGUAAUCUCUAAUGUGCCAUGCCUCUGAUAAAUAUAUGAAUACAAAU